Messenger RNA from Epithele typhae, 1002 nucleotides. RefSeq names its product HCP-like protein. Gene Ontology annotation, molecular function: protein binding. The transcript is spliced from 4 exons. Lineage: Eukaryota; Fungi; Basidiomycota; Agaricomycetes; Polyporales; Epitheliaceae. The record is from RefSeq and is a predicted model, not a curated record. Bases 1 to 1002 code for a protein of 333 amino acids.
AUGAACUAUUCUCGCCCCGUCGUCGCCCCUGUGCAGGAAAUCGACUGGGACCAGUCCGAGUCCCGCAAGCGCGACGUGCUCCUGCGGAACGCGAACGCACGCGGGCCCCCGUCGCCCAGCCCCACCCAGAGCUCGUCCUCGCAACGCGCGCCCAAGAGCCCGCGUCUGCACGGCUCGAGCCCGCUCUCGUCCCCCGCGCUCCCCACACACCCUGGCUCGCGCCCGGUGUCACCCGCGUCGAGCGUCGGCAGCUUCCCCCCAAACUCCCCCAUCUCGCCGCUCACGCCCCCCGCGGCGCUGGCACUCGCGGGCACGCAGCGCGUCGUCUCGGCCUCGAGCGUGUACUCAGACUACUCCUAUUACGAGCUCCCCGCGACGCCCACAGGUGGCUCCUAUCCCGUGUCCGCGCCCUCGCCGCGAACCUCGCACGCGAACGCGAAGCCACAGAGCGACGCGCUCGCCAACCCACAGACGCCGCAGGACUUUCUCCAGCUCGGGAUCAAAGCACACCUCGAGAACCGGCUCGAGGCGUCUGCGCAGGCAUUUGAACGUAGUGCGACGCUCGACGGUGGGUGCGGCGUCGGCAUGCUCAUGUGGGGGCUCGCACAGCGGCACGGGUGGGGGUGCGUCCAGGACGAGGCGCGCGGGUUCGCGUGGCUGAGGCGUGCGGCGGAGCUCGCGGUGGGCGACCUGGAAAAGGAAGGGAAGGAGGGGGAUAUGGGCGCGGUCCGGUCGGAGCUGGUGCUUGCGAUCUACGAGGUCGGGCAGAGCUUCUUCCGCGGCUGGGGUGUGCAGAAGGACAAGGAGAUGGCCGUGCAAUAUUACCGGGUCGCAGCACGGCUCGGGGAUCCGGAUGCGCAGCAGGAGCUCGGGUUCUGCUUGUUGAAUGGGAAGGGGUGCAAGAAGGACAAGAAGGAGUCCGCGAAAUGGUAUCGUGCGGCGGUCAAGCAAGGGGUCAGCGAUAUUGGCCUGACCUGGAUCUAUAAGGAGAAAUACCAAUGA